AUGCGAGCUGAUUGUGCACUGGAGGAAAUUGCCAGGGCUGAUCUGGUUGCAGUCUGCAGCAGCGAUGACGUUGAACGUGUUGAAUUGACGGCAAGACAAAAGGCGCUGAUCCGGCAGCUUGCCUUGCGGGUCAACCGUGUCGCGGGCAUUUGUACCGGUGCCUACGUUCUGGCUGAUCUCGGGUUGCUGGACGGCCGGGCGUGUACCAUUCACUGGGAAUACGCCGAUCUGUUCCGGGAAAUGUUCCCAAGGACCGACCUGGUUGACAACCUCAUUCAGGCCGAUGGCCGGUUCCUGACAUGCGCGGGCGGCACUGCCGCAAUCGAUCUCAUGGUCGGCUUUAUUGCGGAAGUGCACGGGAGCACGGUUGCCGGUGACGUUGCGGACAUAGCGCUGCACCAUGACAUGAGGUCGGGCGAGGAGCGGCAGCAUACGGUAAUGCGCGACGAUCUGGAGAUGGUGCCGAAAAAACUGCGCGUUUGCAUCGAACUGAUGACCGAACAUGUCAGCGAACCACUGUCACUUCAGGAAAUUGCCAACCGGCUCGGUGCGAGCCCGCGCCAGCUUCAGCGUGAUUUCCACAAAUACCUGAAUUGCACCCCGCUCGAUUAUUACAGCAAGAUCCGCAUCGACAUCGCACGUCAACUGGUGUGCCGCACGUCGAUGCGCAUAAUCGAUAUCGGUGUUGCCUGUGGAUUUUCCAGCGGCUCUCAUUUUUCAAAACGUUACCGUGCAGCGCAUGGCCUGAGCCCGGCGCAGGACAGAGAGCUCCGGAGCCGGAAGCUGGAACGCUGA
This is a messenger RNA of Effrenium voratum, 795 nucleotides long. The record is from the annotation of a GenBank genome assembly. NCBI's taxonomy places the organism in Eukaryota, Dinophyceae, Suessiales, Symbiodiniaceae.